UAUCCCAUCUAAAAGUGGCCUCUGGUACAGCCCAUAUAAGGUGACCUCCACAGUCCCCCUUCCUCCUCCCGACCUCCUCCUCCCCGCCGCCGCCGCCGCCUCUGUUCUCCGCGGGUUCGUGUCGGCAGCGUCUUCCACCCGAGCCAUCACCAUGCCGAAACAGAUCCACGAGAUCAAGGACUUCCUGCUGACGGCGCGGCGGAAGGACGCGCGGUCGGUGCGGAUCAAGCGGGCCAAGGGGGGCGCCGUCAAGUUCAAGGUGCGCUGCUCCAGGUACCUCUACACUCUCUGCGUCAACGACGCCGACAAGGCCAACAAGCUCAAGCAGUCGCUCCCGCCAGGUUUGAGCGUUCAGGAGGUUUAAGUAUCAAGGCAGACUAGGCUGUUUGCGGUAUCAGGGAUGAUUGCUCCAGUGUUGCUUAAGUAUAAUGUGUAGGUGACUUGUGCCAUGUUUGAAUGAAUUAUGAUGUUUUGGUUUGAAAUGUAAUGUUUGGAACUGAUGUGUUUGUAUUGGACCUAUGAGGCUGUGGUAGUGUGGACAGAUCAUAUUGUUCCUAUGUUCACUUAAAAUUGUGCAUCAUCUUCGUUCCUUA
Molecule: messenger RNA, 593 nt
Organism: Phragmites australis (common reed)
Lineage: Eukaryota; Viridiplantae; Streptophyta; Magnoliopsida; Poales; Poaceae
Product: large ribosomal subunit protein eL38z/eL38y-like
Exons: 3
Coding region: 152-364 (70 amino acids)
Biological process (GO): translation; protein-RNA complex assembly
Cellular component (GO): ribosome; cytosolic large ribosomal subunit
Molecular function (GO): structural constituent of ribosome
Source: RefSeq, a predicted model, not a curated record